This is a messenger RNA of Aspergillus fischeri NRRL 181, 405 nucleotides long. RefSeq lists its product as uncharacterized. NCBI's taxonomy places the organism in Eukaryota, Fungi, Ascomycota, Eurotiomycetes, Eurotiales, Aspergillaceae. The transcript has 2 exons. Bases 1 to 405 code for a protein of 134 amino acids. The record is from RefSeq and is a predicted model, not a curated record.
AUGGCGUCUCGCGGAAAGAAAGGCCUCCGACCUGAGGAUCAGCAGCGCCUGAUGGAUGAAUAUGGGAUCUCCUUUGAUGGGCCCUUACUCCCUCGUGACUGGCCUAUUCAGCACAGAGAGAACUUUGCCAAGGUCCGACAGAUCAAACAAGAGACCUACGAUGAUUAUGGGAGAGACGGCAGAUUAGAUCACCGAUUGACGGUCUUGUCCACCGUUAUGCAUAUCAAGCAAGAGGCCGCCAAGCUCCGUAGCGAGGCGUAUCGGUGCCUCGGAAAUGCCGCAAGCGGUUCUGGGAGGCGGAUUUCCAGGCUGUGCAGACCGAGUGGGCUGCAGCAGCUGAAAAUCUACGAGAAAGACGCGCGAAAAGGUUACCAUGCACUUGCAGCAACGUGGAGAGGAUGUUAG